Messenger RNA from Penicilliopsis zonata CBS 506.65, 2178 nucleotides. RefSeq lists its product as hypothetical. The record is from RefSeq and is a predicted model, not a curated record. The transcript has 3 exons. Lineage: Eukaryota; Fungi; Ascomycota; Eurotiomycetes; Eurotiales; Aspergillaceae. Bases 1 to 2178 code for a protein of 725 amino acids.
AUGCCACCCCUGCCAGGAUUCUCCGACAACCCUUUCCGCGAGCGCAAGGACCUGAUCGCGGCGGCCACUGCGCUGCUGCGGCCGCUGCACGCGCACUUUUCGCCUGCCCGCGCGUUUAUCCGUCUACCAACCGUGGCGACAGGCGCGCAUUUCGACGACCAUGCAGCCAUGCUCGAGGGGUUUGCCCGUCCGUUAUGGGCGGUGGCCACCUUACUUGCCACCAUCAACGACGACGACAAUGAUACAAACGAGGAUAUUCGCAAUCUGACGCAGCCGUGGAUUGAAGGGAUUUGCGCUGGCACAGACCCAGAACAUCCCGAGUACUGGGGAUGCAUUGACCGACCGGACCAACGGAUGGUGGAGGCGGAGGUGGUCUCGCUUGCCCUGCUGGUGGCUCCGGGCGCGUUCUUCCAUGCGCAAGACGCCCGCACUCAAGCGAACAUCACGGCCUGGCUGCGCAGCAUGCACGGUCAGGAGAUGCCGCUCAACAACUGGCGGUGGUUUCGGGUGUUUGCGAACCUGGCCUUGGUGCGGGUGGCAUGCGUCCCGCUCGCGGAGGUGCAGGGCGAGCUGGACGCCGACCUUGCCGUGCUGGAUUCCUUCUAUCUCGGCCAAGGGUGGUCGGCGGAUGGGCCCUGGCUGAGCGUCGAGAUGCAAGAGGCCGAAGAACGCGACAAGGUGCGUCGUCGUCGUUGUGACUUUGUCGGUGUCGGUCGUCAGGUCGACUACUACUCUGGCAGUUUCGCCAUCCAGUUCAGCCAGCUGCUUUACGUGCAUUUUGCUGGGGAUCUUGAUCCAAUCCGCGCAAUGGAGUAUCGAAGCCGGGCGCGCGACUUUGGAAGGACCUUCUGGCGGUAUUUUGACCAAGAAGGCGCUGCCAUCCCCUUUGGCCGCUCGUUAACGUACCGAUUUGCUUGCGGUGCCUUCUUCGCCGCUCUGGCUGUCGCCCAGAUCGAUGACAUGCCUGCUCCCCUAUCGACGCCCGGGGAGAUCAAGGGGUUUCUGCUGCGCCAUCUGCGCUGGUGGGCGUCGCAUUCUGACAGUAUCUUCUAUCCGGACGGAACCCUGAAUAUCGGCUAUGCGUACCCCAACAUGUACAUGAGUGAAGACUACAACUCGCCGCAGUCGGUAUACUGGGCAUUGAAGACGCUGAUUGUGAUACUUCUGACAGAGGAGGAUGUGUUCUGGACAAGCCAGGAAGCCGGGUAUCCAUUGCUUAGCUGCGAGGGGUCCGGCAAAGAUGAUGCCUCAUUCCAGUCGGUAGAAGUGGUGGCCAGUCCGCGUCAGAUCCUCUGCAACCACCCCGGCGGCGCGCAUCACUUCAUGCUCUCACCCGGCCAGUUCGUCGGGUGGCCGAUGAAAGCGUCGCAGGCGAAAUAUUGCAAGUUCGCAUACUCGUCUGCGUUUGCCUUUAGCGUGCCGACGGGCCCGUUGAUCCAGCAGAUCGCGCCCGACAGUACCCUAGCUCUCAGCAGAGACGGCGCAGAGACAUGGGCCGUCAAAUGGAAGUGCUCCGAGGUGCGCUAUUCCACUGCCCGGAUCAUCUGCAGCAGUAUGCAGGCCGUGAGCGAGACCGUCCCGGCCGCAGUUGUGGACUGGCACCCGUGGGGAGACCGAUGCGUGAGGGUGACGACGACGCUGGUUCCGCCGACGAGACGCUGGCCCGAUUGGCAUGUUCGUGUCCACAGUAUCUGCGUUGAGGAUGAUGGCGAGAGGAGUCUACAUGCCGUAGAAGGCGGAUUCGCCAUUUCGCGCGUCCCUCGGGGCCGUAAUAAUCACGGCACGUUAAAGCUGAAGAACCUGCCAGGAGAGGCUCUGAUGACCGCCGUAGUCGGGCAAACAGAGGGUAUCUUCACCUCCUCGUCGGAGGCCUUGAUACUCUCGUCCGCUGGGGCGAGUGGGAUUCGAGCGCAGCCUAUAGUCGCCGAAGCAGCCAUCGACAGCGCGGCAAACCACGAUGCCUUGAUUCCAGAUUCAAACACAAAUCUCAUGGCCCAGAGAACGAUCAUCCCGGUUGCGACACACGAUCUGUACGAUCUUCAGCCAUACACCUCCGUAACCCUUGUCACCGGCGUCUUUGCCAUGACACGCCCUUGCGAGGGGAAAUCCUUGCGAGAUCGAUGGAUGGAUGGGCCGUACUUCGGCAAGAGGGAAGGCGAUCACAUUGUCAUAGAAUAG